This is a messenger RNA of Drosophila willistoni, 1464 nucleotides long. Its product is annotated as vegetative cell wall protein gp1. NCBI's taxonomy places the organism in Eukaryota, Metazoa, Arthropoda, Insecta, Diptera, Drosophilidae. The record is from RefSeq and is a predicted model, not a curated record. Bases 136 to 1308 code for a protein of 390 amino acids. The transcript is spliced from 2 exons.
AUUUUGCAGCGAAGACGUCGUCGUCAUCAUCGUUGCCGCUCAGCCUAGACAGACUGCUAACCCAGUGGAUAUAUUUUUAGUUAAACCGGUAAUAGAGAUCGUGAGUGUAAGGAAAAUUUGGAAAAGCCGCGAAAAAUGCGCCUUUUGUUACCUCUGGUGGCUUUGAUUGCCGUCGUUCAAGCGGAUGUUUCACAUUUGGAUACGGAUUUACAAGAGGAUGGAUACCACUAUAAGGAGCCAUCGGUGCCAUUUCCACCGCCGCCUUCUGGCAACGGUAUCGAGGAUUCGGGUCUAAUUCCAGCACCGGCUCCUACAGUGCCGGACGCAGGAUAUGUGCCUCCACAAACUCAGCCUCCCGCACCACCGCGUCCUCGUCCAUCGUAUGGACAACCACCGGCUCAACCCGCUCCGCCACCGCAACCUUCUCCGUCGUAUGGCCAGCCACCAGCUCAGCCUGUGCCACCACCACGUCCUCCUCCAUCCGUUGGGCCACCCCCAAGUCAACCUGCACCACCGCGGCCUUCUCCGUCAUAUGGGCCGCCACCAACUCAGCCUGCACCACCACCACGUCCUCCUCCAUCGGUUGGGCCACCCCCAAGUCAACCUGCACCACCGCCACCACCACCACCGCGUCCUUCUCCGACGUACGGCCAGCCACCGGCUCAGCCACCGCGUCAACCUCAACCACCUGCACCACAGCCUGGCCCAGAGUAUUUGCCACCAGACCAACCUAAGCCACGUCCUCCAAUUCGCCCGCAACCACCAGCCCCUGUACCAACGCAGCCCAGGCCAACGAGCCCAACAUAUAGACCUUCACCACUAGAACCACAAACACCACCACCACGACCAAGUGUUCCACCAGUUGGCGAAUAUUUACCUCCGUCCGGUGACAAUGAAGUGACACCUUCUCAACCGCAACCCACUGCCCCGAUACCAGGAUAUGGACAACCACCAGCACCACCCAGUCCUCCAGGACCAAGCUUCCAGCCAAGGCCACCAACUCCACCCAGCCCUCAAGGACCCACUUACCAGCCACUCCCACCAUCACCACCAUCUCCACCAGAGCCCACUUACCAGCCAUUACCACCGUCGCCACCAGCUCCACCACAGCAAACAUACCAGCCACUCCCACCAUCGCCACCAUCGCCACCAGCCCCACCACAGCCCACUUACCAGCCGUCACCACCUGCACCACCAGCACCGCCCACUCAGGAGUACGGUCAACCACCAUCUAGUCCACCAGAAGCCGGUUCUUUGGGUCCCGAUGGUUAUAAUUACAACAAGCCGAAUACUCCCUUUACCUUCUAAGCAAGGGUCAGUCAUUGAUACUCUAUCUCUAUCACUCUCUUUAUCUCCUAUGCCACCAUAUUAAGUAUUCUAUGUAAAAUCUAGCUUGGAUACCAAUCCCUUCCAUCACACUUUUGUAUAUCGUUAUUUUCAAAUAAAUUGAAAAACAAAAACAAA